AUGCCUUGGUGGCAAAAUAUAGUUCCAGACGGAAUAAAGAAAAAUGUUUUGGCCUAUCUGUUGGAGAGGUACCUUGGACAAUUCAUGGAAGAAAAGUUGUCUAGAGACCAGCUGAAAGUUAAUCUUUGGGAUGGCACUGGCACUGUUGAGAAAAUUAGCCUUGAUAUUCAGGCCCUCAAUGAGUUGGGUGAAAAACAGAAUUGGCCUAUGGAAUUUGUGGACGGUUACAUUGAAAAACUUCAGUUGAUCAUUCCAUGGGCAUCUAUAUUGAAAGACCCAAGUUUUGUAGAAGUCAAGGGACUGAAGAUCACCGUUCAGCCAAAACAGCGUCAUGAAUCAGCCACAUCCAUGUUUGAGUCAAUGUGGAAUUCCAUGACAAGUUCUAUGCAGCUUGCAGAGGAAUGUGCAAAGCAAGACGCGGCUAAUACUGAUAAUCCGACCCAAUCCUAUGAAGGAUUGGAACUAUUUGCACAAACUAUAGAUUCGAUACUGAGUAGAGUCAAAGUCAAAUUCAUUGAUACUGUUUUCCAAAUAGAACAUGUACCAAAAGACAGCUCAACGGGUGUAGGACUUGUAUUCGAAAUUGGCAUAAUUGAAUACUUUGAUGAGGCUUGUAAUGAUCCCACAAACGAAGAAGCCACAAAAUUAACAAACCAGGAUUCACAAAAGGCAUAUUUUGUCCAAUCCUACACAACAAAAAAGUUCAUUAUACAAGGUGUGACUCUAUCAACAGUAGAGUUUUCGAGUAAAGCUAGAACAUUUUCGAGAUCAGUCUUAUUAUCUCAAUCCCAACAUGACCAAGAAAACGAUUCUUUGAUCAGUGUGUUGGAAAAAUGCAAUCCUAGCGAAAAUGACACUUUGGAAAAUCCAGAGGAAUGUAAGGUGCAGAAACAGACAAAUUUUGAAGCUCAGCCUAAUUUGAGUGAACACAGGCACGUGAUCAAGUUUGGGCACUUAUCCAGCACCCAAGAGGUUAGGGUAAGGUUGAAGCAAUCAGAAAAUUUGAAUGGACCUAAAGUUUCCAUAGAUGUUAACUUUGGUUCCUUCAUAGUGUUUUUGUCACCUAGACAAUUUCAUCUCCUUAUAGAAGUUGCUAAUGGUUUGGCCAGUCCUGACAUAGAGGAUACAAGUAAUGUAGCGCCAAGGACGAAAUGUGCGUCCAAACCUAUGUCUGGAUUAGAUUUCCAAAGAGUAGAACAAGAGUUGCAAAAUCACCUUCAACCAUUAUCAAACUUACACUUGACUGGUCUUCAAGGGACUGAGGGGUGGUCAACUGCUGCCUUAGAUGAAAGUGAUACAGAGGAAAACUUCUUACCAAUGAAAAACACUGUGAGUGCAAUGUAUGACAGUUCUCUGUCUGGAGUCUACAGCAGUAUGGAAUCCAGCGUCAGUUCAAGCAUGGCAAGUUCUGUUACAGAACAUACAAAUCGUACUAGAAGAAGAUUGAAUAAUUUAGACUCGGACCCUACUGCUGAGAUAUCACACUUUCAAAUCAGAUUUGCCUCUUUAGCUCUGAUUUUGUUGCACGAAGAUUUGCUCAUUCAACCAGUUGAAAGCGGCCAAUUAUUGGUGUCAUCUAGCGUCCAUCAGAUGCAGCAAACGGUCGAGAAGUUUUUCAGCAACCUCGGACAUUUCGUACUUACUGCGUAUGGGAAUAAGGAUUUCGAAAAUGCUAAGGAUAUCUUCAAUAAAGCCUGUUCUCUGAAUCAUCUGAGACUUCUGGCUGCUCCUAUUCAGAUCGAAGGAGAUGAGAAAACGACCAACUCAGCGUUCUCUGUAUCAGGUCAUUUGACAGCUUCAAAACUAGAAGUCUUUGAAUGCCUUUAUAAUACGCCCGAAUGUGCGGUAGAAAUAAUCUCCAUCCUCAAAUUUAUUGAAAAUAAUUCGAUUAACAUGGCCAACUUGGGUUCGGUGAAACCUAGUCUCAAAGUUAACUUCAAGCAUGUUGAAAAAACUUCUAAACAUGCCACAAGAAGAAAUGCUGGACCCAAAACCGAUAUUUCAGUGGUAUUGAACAAAUGUGAAUUAGAUUUCGAUAUCACUAUCAUUGAUAGAGUAUCAGCACUUUUGCUUUCUCCAAAUUUAUGUGUUGUGGAUAAACCAAGCUACAAUCCUUGGACUACUGGUACAUUGCCACAACAGUUAUCGGCAAUCGCCAGAGUAGAAUCUCGGACAGAUUUGAAAAUAUCUUCACUCCAUCUUGAUAUCAAAUUGAGAUUCCCAAUACCAGAUUUUAGGCCAGCUCACGACAUGAACAGAGUUCCCUGGUGGAAAAGGCAUGUCAGAACAGAUUAUUUAUCGAUUAUAUUAACCGAUGUUCUGUUUCAAUCAACAUUCCAAGCAAGUCAAGCUUUUACACAGUAUGACAUCCAAAGCAAAGGGCUGCAAAUUUUUUAUUUUGAAAAUAAAGAGAGUAGUCCCUUGCAUAUUGCCAAGUCUGAGUUCGAUGAUAACUUUGCUUCUUCUAUGCAGGACAUCUUAUUCCAAACUAGGUUAUCAAUAAAAAUUUUCCCAGCUAAAAUCAAUGAUUUGGAUGAAUGUAAUGAGCCCGAACAAGACCCCAUGACUACAUCAUUUUAUGGUGCUUUUGAAAACCAAACAUGUGUUCAACCAGGCCCUUUUAGUGCUAAAAAAGUGGUCCAUGAGAGUGAUACCCCACAUUCUAAACCGCAAAAAGAUGACACAGAUGAAUUGAUAAUUCCUGGUGACAAGCACGAAAUCGACGAAUUUGUCAAGUCCACUAGCGCGUCUUCAAAGAUUCAGGUGGAAGUUUUUAUUCCGAUGAUUUCUCUGCAAUUUCCGUCCAAGCACGUUUAUGAGAUCAUUUACAACAGGAUCAAUAAUGAUCUGCUCUUAUGGACACCAAGUGCACCGAAACCUAAGACUAAUGUAUUUGACAAUCCAACGUACUCUACCUUUUGUCCAGCUGGAAAGAAUGUUAUCGCAGAUGGACAUGAUACAUUUGCAAUGUGCAAAAGUGGAAUUCAGUAUGAGUCCGAUAGCGACAGUGCCGAUGAAUCGGAAGACGGUUCAAACAUUUUCUUUUCAACACAUGACAAUCGCAUGAAAUUAUCGAUGAAACCUCAACCAAAAGCUCACCCUACCGAAAAUAAUGAACAAAGUCAAUUCGUCAUGAACAUACAAAUUGCACAAGGUUUGCUUUGCCUAAAUCCCCCUGUCAGAGAUCUGGCAACUAAUGUGAUUCCUGGACAACAAGGAGAAUUUCUUCUAAACCUAGAAGAUGCCAACGUUUUUCUCGUUAGUGGGUACAAGGGGGACGAAAACUUGGGUUAUGUUUGUGUGCAGCUGCAUAAUGCACAGUUGUAUCAUUGCGAUAUGAUAUCAAUUCCGAGCCAGACUGCCCCAUUGAAAGAGUUUGGCACGAUGGUUGGUAAACAUUUGAACCCUACCGUAUACAAAUCGGAGGUAGGAAUGUUGGCUAAUACUAAAAAUAGGGGUGGAAGUCGGGAAAUGUUCACUGUUGCUGUGAAAAUUCAGGCUAGUCAUGAAACCCAUCAUGUCAAGACAGUACAAGUAUCGAUCGGUUUGAAUAAAGGAACACUGAAACAUCGAAUGUGUCACGAACCUAAUAGUUGGAUAUCGCAUUUAUUGGAUUUUUUCAAUGUGCAAGACUAUUCUAUACCAAACUACCAUGCCAAAGAUGUUUUGACUGAGCUACAUUUACACCUUUGGGAUUGUGCAAUCGAUUACAGACCUCAACAUUUACCAGUGAGAAGUGCAGUAACAGUAGGCAAUUUCAGUAUGUCCUCACAUUUAUCAGCCCAAGCGAAUUCUUCCACUCUGAGGUUCAUAUUCGAAGAAUGUGGACUGUUUUUGAGCGAGAGAGCACCUCCUAAAAACGGUGUCGCAUCCUCAGCCCCAGUAGAUUUAAAAAGGGACUACGUGAAUGUUAUUGAAUUGGGACUCUUCGAACUCAGCUUAAAGACUAAUGAUAAGAAAAGCGGACUGAAUCCGCACAUAGACCUCCGCGCUUCCAACAACAUUCUGAACAUCCACACCUGCUCUGACAGCGGAAGAGUAUUGAUGCAGCUCCUAACCUAUUUGGCCAACGACGGCGAUCUAUCGCAAUCCGAUACUGUCAGUGCCGAGAGCCCGUUCUCUAGUCCGAGGCACCACGUCGAACAGGAAUUGAUCGUCGUUGAGCCGCAGGACAUUAGUAAUUUGUCCAAGAGCCAACAUGAGCAUGUCAACACGUUGCUGGGAGAGGCGAUGAAGGAAAAUGAAGCGGUCAUAGAGGCCAUGGGAAAAUCAUCGAAUGCAGGAGCAAAAUUGUUCUACUUUCCCGAUGAAGCACAACAGUUGCAAGACCUUCCCCACAAGCCUCUUCCACAAGUUACCAGCGAAUUGGGCGACAUUACCUUCCACUCUAACAAAAGCAGUGAUACGGACGAUGACUUCUGCAUCAUAGGUAACGAACCGGGUCUUGGCCUGUUCCCCAGGAGCGGUCUUCCGGAGAUCAACUGGUUGUCCAGUGAUCCGGUUCGGAUAGUGGACAACCAUUUCGCGGUGCCGGUGGGCAAGACGGACCUGCUCAAACCGCCCAAGUCGUUUCCCAGUCCGAUAAUUCGCUACACCCUGUGUGAUAUGACCGUCGUUUGGAAUAUGUACGGCGGUAACGAUUUCAAGUUGGCGGACAGUGAAAUCAAAAAGAAGACUGUUAAUUUUUCCGAUUCUAGUCUGAGUCAUACUGUUAGUUUUUCAAAGACAGAUCAGAGUGAGGUUAAGAUUACCAAUAAUUUAGACAAGAAGAAGGCAAAUGUGGUGUGGGUGCUGAGAGGUGGAGUGAAUAGGGAUCUCAAUGUUCAUAUGGAAUUUCAUUUAAGUAAGGUUCGUUUUCAACAUGAAGUGUAUCCAGAAACAACGACCCAAGCUUCUAGACAAAUUCUCAUUAUAUCUGACGUUGAAAUCAUUGAUCGCUUGGAAACCAGCCAGAUAAAUAAAUUUCUGUACCAAUAUUCUAGUCAGGCUCGACCAAAGCAGUCCCAUGCUCAUAUGAUUGUUGUGAAAGCCUUGCACAUCAGACCAGACCCUAAACUGUUGAGACAAGAGUGUUGUCUCAAAGUAUCAUUGCUGCCGCUCAGAUUCAAUAUCGAUCAGGAUUCUCUCUUAUUCCUCAUACAUUUUUUCACUGAGCUUGGUAGUGGAAGUCCUGUUAUACCUGAUGAACAAGAAAAACAGACUUCUACAUCCAAACACAACACUCCUACACAUCAACCACCUGUGAUGACAGUGGGUGAAGAAAACGAAGAGCAACGGACAAAGCAGGCACUGAAAGUUGUAGAUGAGAAUCUAAUAAUGCUGAUAGAGGAGAGUAAGAACCAACAAGAUUCCGAUAAUAUUUCUGUAACUUCCUCGAGUAGUGCUAGUGAUGGUUCCCCAGUUUAUUUUAGAAAUGUGAUAUUUUCACCGGAUGUGCCAAUAAAACUAGACUAUCACGGAAAACGCGUGGAUAUGACUCAUGGUUCUCUUCCUGGCCUCCUGAUGGGCUUGGGCCAAUUGAAUUGUUCCGAAUUGAGGCUGAAGAGAGUAAAAUACAGACACGGCUUACUUGGUUUCGACAAACUCAUCAACUAUCUUCUGCAAGAAUGGCUUAAUGACAUUAAGAAAAAUCAGUUACCGAGCAUCCUUGGUGGUGUUGGACCUAUGCACUCACUUGUUCAAUUAUUUCAAGGGGUGCGAGACCUAUUUUGGUUACCUAUUGAGCAAUAUCAAAAAGACGGAAGGAUAAUUAGGGGUCUACAACGUGGAGCGAAUAGUUUCACAACAUCUACUGCUAUGGCAGCACUAGAGUUGACCUCUCGCAUCAUCUAUUUAAUACAGAUAACAGCAGAAACUGCUUAUGAUAUGCUAUCUCCUGGUCCCAGUGUUAGAAGGAUAGCUAAAUCAAAGGGGAAAAGGAAGCGGUAUCAUCAACCGCAGGAUAUCCGGGAAGGGAUGGCGAACGCUAUAUUGCUAGUGAAAGAGGGUAUUGGCGAGACCGCCGACAACAUAGUCCAAGUGGCGUCCCAGGAGAAAGAACAAAAAGGCUACAGCGGCGCCAUCGGUGGCGUCCUUCGCCAAAUCCCGCCGACGAUCUUGAAGCCGGUCAUCAUAGCCUCGGAGGCCACCGACAACGUGUUGGAGGGCGUGCGCAGUCAGCUGGUGCCCGGCGCCAGGCAGGAGGCCAACCAGAAGUGGAGGAGCGACAAGAGUUGA
Messenger RNA from Phaedon cochleariae (mustard beetle), 6216 nucleotides. The record is from the annotation of a GenBank genome assembly. Lineage: Eukaryota; Metazoa; Arthropoda; Insecta; Coleoptera; Chrysomelidae.